AUGAUUUCAAAUUCCGAUUCAUCAUAUUCUAAAGUCGAAUCAUCACCUUAUACUCCCGUUGUAAUUAACGUUGAAAAUGGUGAAGUGGUUCAUCAGCGUAUUUUAUUAAUUUAUGGGCGUGCGGGUCCACAAGAUAUGAACUUUGAAUCAAAGAUUACAGUUGAACAUCAUGUAAAUAAUUUUCCAUCAACAACUUGGCAAGUUUUUAAUUCUCAUUUCAAAUGUUUAGUACAUUUAGAUGCAGGUUUAAAUAAUAUUAAAUUUAUUCUUGAUACAUCACCAUUUUCUUCUGAUUCAAGACCAUUAACAACAAUAUUUCAAGUAAAUUAUGUUCCAUUAUUACAAAAUCCUCCAUUAAAUUUAGCAAUUCUUGUAGCAAAAGAUUCAAAAGAAAUUAUUGAUGCUCCUGAAGAAAAAGAAAAUUCCGGUGAAAAUAAAUUGGAAAGUGUUAAAGCAAAACUUCGUUGUGCAGGAUAUUUAUGGCAAGCAUUUACUGCAGAACAAAUGAGUCGCAAUGGAUUUGGAAGAAGAGUUUUUAGAUUAGAUGAAGAAUGGACGGAAGAUACGAUUUCAAAUCAAAAUCCUGGAUUAAGACAAACGGCAAAAAUUCAUAUAAUUCGUAGUUCAUACACGUUAAAACAAAUUUUAGAUCCAGAUAUAGCGCAACAAAAUCCUAAUGGAGUUGAUGAUAAAAAAAAAGAUUUAUAUUCUAUAUUCAUGGACAGUUUAAAAGAAUAUGGUGCUCCAUUCGAUAAACAAUGUUACGUUGCAGGAUUAAUUUUGGAUUCUCAUUAUGAUACUUCACCUAACAUGGGAUUCAUUAGAGGUCAUGCCGCAUUAGGAGGUGGUUGGGAUAACAUUCGACUAGGAAUUUUUGGUAGUCAUUUGACACAUGCUUGGCCAAGAUACCUUGAAGAAGUUGUUAGUUGUUUUCAAGAUAAUACCAUCACAGAUGAGAACAGAUUGUCUAAUGAUGCAGGAGAAAGUGGAACAUGGUGGAGAUGUUGUAAUAUUGGAAUUGGUGCAUUUUUACAUGAAGUCGGUCAUUGUUUGACCGCACCUCAUUCUCCAAGUGGAAUUAUGUCAAGAGGGUUUAAUAAUUUAAAUCGUACAUUUACGGUUAAAGAACCAAAUAAUCCUUUUCCAACGACACCAUCUGAAGAAGAAGGUGCACAUUGGUAUAGAAGUAAUGUUAUAAGAUUUAGAUAUCAUCCAUGUUUCCGUUUGCCUUUUGAACCACCAGCAAAAAUUGAUCUUAAAAAUAUUGGAGCAGAUUUUUGGAUUUUAAAUAAAUUUUUAUUAAUUAAAUGUUCCGCGGGAAUUUCAUUAAUUGAAAUUUAUGUUAGAAAUAAUAUUAUUGGUUAUUUAGAUUAUUCUGAUGAAUAUAAUCAAACUGAAAUUCGAUUAAAGGUAGAUGAAAUUAUUAAAAAAUAUGGUGGGAAAUAUAAUAUUAUUAAAAUGAAUUUCGUAGCAAAGAAUCAAACUGAAACUUUUUUACAAAAUUUACAAAAAUUUUCGGAAGAAAGUAAAAUUAUAUUACCAAUAUAUGGAAAAGUAUUUAAAUCUAAUUAUUUGGGAAAACUUGAUGAAAGUUUAACUGAAUUUAAAAUUUUAUUUAAAAAAUUUAUUGAUACUAAACCUAUUACAUUAAAAAGAAUGAUUAUUAAAUAUGAUGUUUUUAUCAAUUCGAUUACAUUUUAUUGGUCUGAUAAUACCAACUUACGUAUUGGUAUAGAUGAUGAUGAAGGUAUUAAAAAAGAAUUUUUAUUUGAAGAAGGAGAAAAAAUUGUUAAAAUUAAAGUUAAUUCUGGUUGGUAUAUUGAUGGAUUUGAAAUCAAAACUAAUUUAGGUAGACGUAGUAAAUGGUUUGGUGGUCAUGGUGGUAGUAAGCAUACAUUAGAAGCACCUGAUAAUGAAUAUGAAAUGAUCGGUCUUUAUGGUACUGGCAAUUAUUUUGUUAAUACUUUAGGAAUUAUUUAUAAAAAAAUUUCGUAA
Messenger RNA from Rhizophagus irregularis DAOM 181602=DAOM 197198, 1995 nucleotides. RefSeq lists its product as uncharacterized. Lineage: Eukaryota; Fungi; Glomeromycota; Glomeromycetes; Glomerales; Glomeraceae. Gene Ontology annotation, cellular component: cytoplasm. The record is from RefSeq and is a predicted model, not a curated record.